This is a messenger RNA of Drosophila novamexicana, 1601 nucleotides long. It is a transcript of the gene Prp31, whose product is annotated as U4/U6 small nuclear ribonucleoprotein Prp31. Gene Ontology annotation, biological process: mRNA splicing, via spliceosome; spliceosomal tri-snRNP complex assembly. Lineage: Eukaryota; Metazoa; Arthropoda; Insecta; Diptera; Drosophilidae. The transcript has 3 exons. Gene Ontology annotation, cellular component: U4/U6 x U5 tri-snRNP complex; precatalytic spliceosome; U4 snRNP. The coding region runs from base 75 to 1586 and encodes 503 amino acids. The record is from RefSeq and is a predicted model, not a curated record.
CAUAAAACGUUUUGUUUACAACGAAAGUAAAAAACUAUCAAAAGGCCGGAAAAGUAUAAUAGUCAAAAUAAAAUAUGUCGCUAGCGGAUGAACUACUUGCAGAUCUAGAGGAGGACAAUGACAAUGACAUCGACGAUGCCGAAAUGGCCGAUGCCGACGAUGUCGAGCAGGCAACACUAAACCACGAGCUCGCUGAAAAGUUGCUGAAGCCUGGGCCUAAUCUCAUGGAAGUGGACGUAACAGUCCAAUCCGUGCGGGAGCUGUGCAAGCUGCGCGACUCGGAACGUUUACAGAACACUCUAAAGCAAAUCGAGCACUAUGCAAGGCGGCAGCGCAGCGCCGCCGAAAUGUUGGGCAGCGUGGAAUCCGAUCCGGAAUACUGUCUGAUUGUGGAUGCGAAUGCGAUUGCCGUGGAUAUUGACAAUGAGAUAUCUAUAGUGCACAAGUUCACCAAAGAAAAGUAUCAGAAACGCUUUCCGGAGCUCGACUCACUAAUCGUGGGCGAAAUUGAAUACUUGCUGGCUGUCAAGGAGCUGGGCAACGAUCUGGAUCAGGUCAAGAACAAUGAGAAGCUGCAGGCCAUACUCACUCAGGCCACCAUCAUGAUAGUCUCGGUCACUGCAUCCACCACGCAGGGCACCAUGUUAACGCCCGCGGAGAAGGCAAAAAUCGAUGAGGCCUGCGAAAUGGCAAUUGAGCUGAACAAUUUCAAAUCCAAGAUCUACGAGUACGUAGAGAGCCGUAUGACCUUCAUUGCGCCCAACCUGUCCAUGAUUGUCGGCGCCUCCACAGCUGCCAAACUGUUGGGCAUUGCUGGCGGCCUGACCAAGCUCUCCAAAAUGCCGGCCUGUAAUGUGCAGGUGCUGGGCUCCCAGAAGAAGACGCUCUCGGGCUUCUCGCAGACACAAAUGUUGCCGCAUACGGGCUACGUCUACUACUCACAGAUUGUGCAGGAUACGGCGCCGGAUUUGCGACGCAAAGCGGCCCGCCUUGUGGCUGCCAAGUCGGUGCUAGCAGCGCGUGUUGAUGCCUGCCACGAGAGCGUGCAUGGCGAGAUUGGACUGAAGUUCAAAGAGGACAUCGAAAAGAAGCUGGACAAACUGCAGGAGCCGCCGCCGGUGAAGUUCAUCAAACCGCUGCCGAAACCCAUCGAGGGCAGCAAGAAGAAGCGCGGCGGCAAGCGUGUACGCAAGAUGAAGGAACGCUACGCGCUGACCGAAUUCCGCAAGCAGGCGAAUCGCAUGAACUUCGGCGAUAUCGAGGAGGACGCCUAUCAGGGCGAUUUGGGCUACUCGCGGGGCACCAUUGGCAAAACAGGCACUGGCCGCAUUCGUUUGCCGCAGCUGGAUGAGAAGACAAAGGUGCGCAUCAGCAAGACCCUGCAGAAGAAUCUGCAAAAGCAGCAGGUCUAUGGCGGCAAUACGACCGUGAAGCGUCAAAUAUCAGGCACUGCGUCCAGCGUGGCGUUUACUCCACUGCAGGGCCUGGAAAUAGUUAAUCCUCAAGCGGCGGAGCGAUCCCAUACUGAAGCCAAGUAUUUCUCGAAUACAUCCGGCUUUCUAUCCGUGGGCAAGCGAACCAUUUAAAAGGACCGCGAGCUU